UUUACUAUAUAAAGCGCUUUGAGUAACCGUAGAAACGCGCUAUAUAAAUCCACUGAAUUAUUAUUAUGUUUGUUACAAUUAUCACAGGACAAAAAAAAUGCUACUGAAUGUUGUGUACAUUUGUUGAAUAGCAUCCAAGCUUGCCUCCCAUUGGAUAGAAUUAGAACAAUUGGUCAUGGAUUUUAGUGAUGUCAGUAGGUACUGCUUUUUUACCGUGGCAAUUAAUGAGAUUGGGCAAUGCAUUUUGUCAUUGGACUGGGCAUCAGCGUGUUGAAACAGCUAGCAAACUGAGGCUACUCGGGCACACCGACGACUAAGGAACGUGAAUACUUCUUUACAUUGGAAAGGGGAUCAGAUGAAUGAGUCACUCCAUGGGGCUCUAGAGAGGAACGUUGUCCACCUCCGCCGGCCCCCGUCUCCCUCACCCUGUUCAGCCUCCCCUCUACAGACAUCAUCAAAUGAGCUCUAUCUGAAUGCCACUUUCUAUGGGUUUGGAUUCAGUGCAGCAACCAGCAGUGAAGAGAGCCAAUCUCUUACAAAGCCGCAUUUUGCCACGGAACCUUAUGAAUUGCUGUCAAAAGUGCCUCGAAAGAACUAAAGAAAACCAGGAUUUGUCCCUUCAUAUAUAGUGCUGCUGUUUUGAUAGUAGUCCUCUGAUUGACCAUAAAGGGAAGGACAGUUGCAUCAGAGCGGACAGGACCGUAAACUACAUUAAGGCUUCAGGGGACAGUCAUAACUUCUCUCUCCAUACGAGCCGACGACCAUGGUCCCCCAGAAGGCUGACUUGACUGUUUUGCCAUGUCAGGAUGUGGUGGCGAUGCCAGUGAAGAAGCAGAGCAGUGAGAGGGAUGAGGAGAGUCCUGAUGGGUCUCUGGGUGAGGGUGCUGGUGGGGAACGUAUUCCCCUGCGCAAGUGGGUCAUGCAUGGUGCUGUCAUGUUCGGACGAGAGUUCUGCUACGCCAUGGAGACAGCCCUGGUUACACCAGUCUUACUGCAAAUAGGACUUCCAAAGCAGUACUACAGCCUGACAUGGUUUCUAAGUCCCAUCCUGGGCCUCAUCCUCACCCCUCUCAUUGGCUCAGCCAGCGACCGCUGCACCCUGAAAUGGGGCCGCAGGAGACCCUUCAUCCUGGCACUCUGUGUGGGGGUGUUACUGGGCGUUUCUCUAUUUCUCAAUGGGUCCCUCCUAGGAUUAGCCCUUGGGGACGUUCCCAGCAGGCAGCCCAUUGGGAUAGUGCUGACCGUGCUGGGUGUGGUUCUACUGGACUUCAGUGCAGACGCCUCAGAUGGGCCUAUCAGAGCCUACCUGUUGGAUGUAGCCGACACAGAGGAGCAGGACAUGGCCCUCAACAUACAUGCCUUCUCUGCAGGGCUGGGAGGAGCGGUUGGCUACGUGCUGGGUGGCUUGGACUGGACCAGCACCAUCCUGGGCACGGCCUUCAAGUCCCAGGAGCAGAUCCUGUUUGUGUUUGCUGCCGUCAUCUUCACCAUAUCUGUGAUUCUACACAUGUUCAGUAUCAAGGAGGAGAGUUUUGAGGCUCGUGGUGACACUCCGGGAGAGGGAGACUCCGAUAGCCUGUCCUCCUCAGGGAAACUGAAGGGGGGCUUGGCGGGGCCUCGUAGUAUACCUCAGCUGGAUGUUAUAGGAGAGGAGGACACCCAGUCAGAGAGAGAGCUCUUCAUCAAUGUGGACAGGGUGAGGAGUAAGAGCGACUCGGUGCUGGCCAUGCCUGACGCCACCAUCGAGCUGGACUCAGACCUGGACCAGGACGGUCAUUUCCUGGCAGACAUUGAGCCCUCCAUCUUUCAGGACUACCCCCAAGAUUUCUACCCUGGCACCCCUCAGAGACACUACAGUGGAUGGGGCAUCCAGGACCAGGAAGUCCCCCAGCCCGAGGCUCAGGCAGACCGCCAGCUGCCCCUCUUCCACCAGGACCCCUCCCCCUACUACAGCAGGGAGCACAUGUUGCUCAACAACCAGACCAACCAGGGAGCCAAGUGCCUCAACGGGGCCUCAGUGGUCCCGGCCGUCCCCUCCAACCACACGGCCCACGGGGCCAACAGCCAGGGCCGUAUGCCAGGCCUGAGGCCGUCCAACACCAGCGCCACUGCCGGGGCACGCCGCUUCCCCCACACCUUCUACCGCCAGCCGUCAUUUACAUUCUCUUACUAUGGCCGUGUGGGUUCAGCACGAUACCGCCACCGCAGAAACACCAUGGGCAAUCCGGCCGGCGCCAACCUCCGCAUCAAGACCUCGCAGAGCAUGAACGACAUCUACGAGCACAUGCAGCGGCGGCAGCAGAGGAGGGAGCUCCAGCAGAGCAGCACCACACUGUCCAGCAGUGACUCUGAGAGUGACGACGGGGACGAGGAGGGCAGCACGGUCAAGCUGCUGUGGCUGUCCAUGCUGAAGAUGCCCCCCCAGCUGCUGAGGCUCUGCGUCUGUCAUCUCCUCACCUGGUUCUCCAUCAUCGCUGAGGCAGUCUUCUACACAGACUUCAUGGGACAGGUCAUCUAUGAUGGAGAACCCACAGCUCCUGCUAACUCCACUGAACUGCAGCACUACCAUAAAGGAGUCCAGAUGGGCUGCUGGGGACUGGUUGUCUAUGCUGCUACCGCUGCAGUCUGCUCAGCUGUGCUCCAGAAGUACCUGGACAACUACGACCUGAGCAUUAAGGUCAUCUACAUCCUGGGUACUCUGAGCUUCUCUCUGGGAACCGCCGUCAUGGCCAUCUACCCUAACGUCUACGUUGCCAUGGUGAUGAUCAGCACCAUGGGCAUCAUCUCCAUGAGUAUCUCCUACUGCCCCUACGCUCUGCUGGGCCAGUACCACGAGAACAAGCAGUACAUCCACCACAGUCCGGGGAAGUCGCGACGAGGCUUCGGCAUUGACUGUGCCAUACUGUCGUGCCAGGUGUAUAUUGCCCAGAUCCUGGUGGCGUCUGCGCUGAGCACGGUGGUGGACGUGGUGGGCAGCGUGCGGGUCAUCCCAAUGAUGGCCUCUGGAGGCUCCUUCCUGGGCUUCCUCACCGCCACCUUCCUGGUCAUCUACCCAGACUCCUCCACUCCCACCACUACGCAGGACCAGGAGGGGUAUGGAGAGGAUGGGGCUCCGGCCCUGGUGGCCCCAGAAGCAGGCCCUAGUGGUAGCAGUAUGCAGGAGCCAGUAGUCCUUCUCAAAACGUCACCUAAGGGCAGCAGCAGCACGACAAACUAUGAGUCCACUAUUUAACAAAGAAGAAGAGGGGCAAGGACAAAAUACUGCAUCUCAAUAGUCAUAAAGUGGCUUCCUCUCUUUGUCUCCUUUAAUCUGCACAGAUAUCUAGUGGAGAAAGACAGUGACCAAACCUUAACACUCACUAGUCACAUGAGUUCCAGUGGGAUGGACUGUUCCAAUAUACACGUUGUGCAUUUCUUGACAUAUGGCUGUUUUUCUUUUCCUCGUGGGGUUCUAAUGUUUGUGGUCUCACUGACAUGCGUCCCAAAUAGCACCCUACUCCCUUUUAUAGUGCACGUUUUACCUGGGUCCAUAAGGCUCUGGUCAAAUGAAGUGCACUAAAUAGGGAAUAGGGUGCCAUUUGGGACUCAUUCACAGUUUGAAAGGCCUGCAGGAAGCAAUAUCAGACUCCGUAUCCACCUCAUACACAGGAUCUAAUGCUGGACUCUCUUCUUUACUCAUGGGAUCUAAUGCUGGACUCUCUUCUUUACUCAUGGGAUCUAAUGCUGGACUCUCUUUUUUUACUCAUGGGAUCUAAUGCUGGACUCUCUUUUUUUACUCAUGGGAUCUAAUGCUGGGCUCUCUUAUUUACUCAUGGGAUCUAAUGCUGGACUCUCUUCUUUACUCAUGGGAUCUAAUACGGGACUCUUUUUUUUACUCAUGGGAUCUAAUGCUGGGCUCUCUUUUUUUACUCAUGGUAUCUAAUGCUGGGCUCUCUUUUUUUACUCAUGGGAUCUAAUGCUGGGCUCUCUUUUUUUACUCAUGGGAUCUAAUGCUGGGCUCUCUUAUUUACUCAUGGGAUCUAAUGCUGGACUCUCUUCUUUACUCAUGGGAUCUAAUGCGGGACUCUCUUUCUUAAACGUGAUUUGGACUUUUUCUGUAGAUGGUUGUUUAGACUGCACGUGAAUAUUUUCAAUCCAUUUCUAAAUUGAGAACAUGUUUUAUUGAUAUUAUUUUGUGAUUGUACAAAAUGGUUUGAGUGACCGAUCAACUUUUUUAGAGCAAACUUAGUUUCCCCACAGACGGAAUGCUAUAGGAGUCCCUAUGUUACUGUGACCUCACUAAAGAUGCUGCAGCCACAGAAGAUCCAGUUCAGAACAGUAUAGGAGUCUCUCUUACUAUGACCUCAUUAAAGAUGCUGCAGCCACAGAGGAUCCAGUUCAGAACAGUAUAGGAGUCUCUCUUACUAUGACCUCACUAAAGAUGCUGCAGCCACAGAGGAUCCAGUUCAGAACAGUAUAGGAGUCUCUGUUACUAUGACCUCAUUAAAGAUGCUGCAGCCACAGAGGAUCCAGUUCAGAACAGUAUAGGAGUCCCUAUGUUACUGUGACCUCACUAAAGAUGCUGCAGCCACAGAGGAUCCAAUUCAGAACAGUAUAGGAGUCUCUGUUACUAUGACCUCACUAAAGAUGCUGCAGCCACAGAGGAUCCAGUUCAGGAGUCUCUCUUACUAUGACCUCACUAAAGAUGCUGCAGCCACAGAGGUUCCAGUUCAAAACAAUAUAGGAGUCUCUCUUACUAUGACCUCACUAAAGAUGCUGCAGCCACAGAGGAUCCAGUUCAAAACAAUAUAGGAGUCUCUGUUACUGUGACCUCACUAAAGAUGCUGCAGCCACAGAGGUUCCAGUUCAAAACAGUAUAGGAGUCUCUCUUACUAUGACCGCACUAAAGAUGCUGCAGCCACAGAGGAUCCAGUUCAAAACAAUAUAGGAGUCUCUCUUACUAUGACCUCACUAAAGAUGCUGCAGCCACAGAGGUUCCAGUUCAAAACAGUAUAGGAGUCUCUCUUACUAUGACCUCACUAAAGAUGCUGCAGCCACAGAGGAUCCAGUUCAAAACAAUAUAGGAGUCUCUGUUACUGUGACCUCACUAAAGAUGCUGCAGCCACAGAGGAUCCAGUUCAGAACAAUAUAGGAGUCGGUCUCUUACUGUGACCUCACUAAAGAUGCUGCAGCCACAGAGGUUCCAGUUCAAAACAGUAUAGGAGUCUCUCUUACUAUGACCGCACUAAAGAUGCUGCAGCCACAGAGGAUCCAGUUCAAAACAAUAUAGGAGUCUCUCUUACUAUGACCUCAUUAAAGAUGCUGCAGCCACAGAGGAUCCAGUUCAGAGCAGUAUAGGAGUCUCUGUUACUAUGACCUCAUUAAAGAUGCUGCAGCCACAGAGGAUCCAGUUCAGAACAGUAUAGGAGUCUCUCUUACUGUGACCUCACUAAAGAUGCUGCAGCCACAGAGGAUCCAAUUCAGAACAGUAUAGGAGUCUCUGUUACUAUGACCUCAUUAAAGAUGCUGCAGCCACAGAGGAUCCAGUUCAAAACAAUAUAGGAGUCUCUCUUACUGUGACCUCACUAAAGAUGCUGCAGCCACAGAGGAUCCAGUUCAGAACAAUAUAGGAGUCGGUCUCUUACUGUGACCUCAGUAUGCCACAGAGGAUCCAGUUCAGGGUCAGUCAGUUACAUUCCCUGUUAUAAACACCCUUCACUAACUCUCUUUCUUCUGUCUAUUGACAUGUAUAUCAUGAAAACACUCAGGGCUAUUAUACAGCACAGACAAUAUGAUGUCCAGGUUACACCAAAAGUCCAAAGAACCAUUCAGGACAUUCCUUUUUGUAGGUCUUAUUUGCCAUUUACUAGGUUGAGUGGCCUAUAGCCUACUGUUUACAUGACAGAGUUGGAGAAACGUUAUCAGCCUUAAGAUAAUCAAAUCCUGAAGUGAUGAUGCUUACAUUCUAACACAUAUCAAUAUUUUGAAAAGGGAAAAUGUUGUAAACCUCGAUUAUAGUAUGCUGCAUGGAAGAAUACUACAUUUCAUACUACAACUAGUCAUUAAAAAUGGUCUAUGAUCAUAAGAUGCCUUUGGGCCCAUCCAGCAUUGAAGAAACCCUACACUGUACUGUGCUACAGUGAGUAGCCCUCUGUUCUGAACCAUCUGUUCCACAGGGUAACGUAUAAGAAAGGAUAUUGCUCUGUAUGUUUUUACAUUUAACAACUGCAAAGCUGCACAAUAAACUUUAAGAACUUUAAGAGAG
Molecule: messenger RNA, 6244 nt
Organism: Salvelinus fontinalis (brook trout)
Lineage: Eukaryota; Metazoa; Chordata; Actinopteri; Salmoniformes; Salmonidae
Gene: slc45a4b
Product: solute carrier family 45 member 4b
Exons: 8
Coding region: 764-3232 (822 amino acids)
Biological process (GO): transmembrane transport
Cellular component (GO): membrane
Molecular function (GO): sucrose:proton symporter activity
Source: RefSeq, a predicted model, not a curated record